Messenger RNA from Spodoptera exigua (beet armyworm), 1061 nucleotides. The record is from the annotation of a GenBank genome assembly. NCBI's taxonomy places the organism in Eukaryota, Metazoa, Arthropoda, Insecta, Lepidoptera, Noctuidae.
UUAAAAGAACACGGUUUCCUACUUUAGUUAAGGUAUAAAACUUAUUAGAAGCGGUGCUGGAGCAUUCACUCGGAUCUGAAACUCACAAUGAAAGGAAUAAUAAUAUUAUUGGUCAUCGUGUACGCGGCCGUGGGGCGGGCUCAACUAGAUGAAUGCCCUAAAGAACAGGAAACAAACUGGGAAAUCGAAUGGUUGCUCAGACACGAGGAUUGUGAAAAGUUUUAUAAAUGUACAUUCGGCAAGCCAGUUGAGAUGAGUUGUCCAGAUAAACUUUGGUUUAACCUGGAAACAUGGCGUUGCGACUGGCCACAUAAUGUAGAUUGCGAAGACCGUAAUAUUCCAACGACAUCAACCAGUUCCACAUCUACCACGACUACGACUCCGGAGCCGACCACUACACCUACUACUACUACGACUACGACUCCGGCACCAACCACUACUCCAACUACUACUACGACUACGACGCCAGAACCGACCACUACGACAACUACUACCACGACUACUACGACAACGACGCCAGCACCGACCACUACGACUACAACGCCAGAACCGACUACUACUCCCACUACUACGACUACGACAACAACUCCAGUACCGACCACUACUCCCACGACUACGACUACCACUACGACACCUUGUCCACCCCCUUCCACCACUACAACCACCACCACCGUAUCCCCAAUCGUUCAACCACCUACUGAUUUCUUGCCCAAUGGAUGCCCUGUGAACCCUCACAUUCACUGGCUGUUGCCUCACCCAACCGAUUGUAAUGCCUUCUACUACUGCGUCUGGGGAGGACUCGUAUUGAGACACUGCCCCGCCAAUUUACAUUUCAACAGAAAGAUUCAGGUUUGCGACUGGCCUUGGGACGCCGGAUGCCCAGUUUCGUUCAACAAGCACUUGACAUCCAGACUGUUACUGAGAUAAUUAUAACAGAUGACCACAAUAACUAAAACGAAUACAAAUGAGACACUGUGAAAAUUAUUUAUAUUUACAUUUUAUUUUUUACAUAUUUUAUACCUGACAGUAUUUUUUAUGAAUAAAAUCUAAGCAAGCUUUAA